This is a messenger RNA of Vigna umbellata (rice bean), 1090 nucleotides long. The record is from RefSeq and is a predicted model, not a curated record. Lineage: Eukaryota; Viridiplantae; Streptophyta; Magnoliopsida; Fabales; Fabaceae.
AUGAAGAAGUUUGUGUCUCAAGUUUUCACAACCGUCGUAAUGAUGACAUUGUUAGGAGUACGGAGGCAGAGUGAGGGAAUUGUGAAGAACAGGAGGAGGUACCUCAUGGUGGUAGUUUCUGGAGGGAUGAAUCAACAGCGGAAUCAGAUUGUUGACGCUGUUGUCAUUGCUAGGAUUCUUGGGGCUGCUUUGGUUGUUCCUAUAUUGCAAGUCAAUGUCAUUUGGGAAGAUGAAGGUAAAAUUUCUGAUAUAUUUGAUUUGGAGCACUUAGAUGUUCUUGCCAAUGAUGUGAGGGUGGUUUCAGCUUUGCCAUCAACACAUCUAAUGACAAGGCCAGUAGAGGGGAGCCCUCCCCUUCAUGCCACUCCCAGUUGGAUUCGAUCACACUAUCUCAGAAGAGUAAUCAACAGAGAAGGUGUCUUGCUUUUACGUGGACUGGAUUCGAGGCUGACAAAGGAUCUUCCUCCUGAUCUUCAAAAGCUUAGAUGCAAGGUUGCUUUUCAUGCAUAGUUUGCAAAGCCUGUUCAGGAACUUGGUAACAACAUUGCCGAGAGAAUGAAAAGCAAGGGACCUUACCUUGCUCUUCAUCUACGGAUGGAAAAGGAUGUCUGGGUGAGAACUGGUUGUCUACCUGGUCUGAGUCCUGAGCAUGAUGAGAUUGUAAAAAAUGAGAGGAUAAAUAGGCCUGAACUCUUAACUGCGAAAUCAAACAUGACAUACCAUGAAAGGAAGCUGGCUGGUCUCUGCCCCUUAAAUGCUGUGGAGGUUACCAGGCUGCUUAAAGCUCUAGGAGCUCCAAAAAGUGCAAGAAUUUACUGGGCUGGACAACCGUUAGGUGGGAAAGAGGCAUUGCAACCACUAAUCAACGAGUUUCAAAAUAUUUACAGCAAGGAAGAUCUUGCUUUACCUGGAGAACUAGAACCAUUUGCAAAUAAAGCUUCCCUAAUGGCUGCCAUAGAUUACAUAGUCUCUGAGAAGAGUGAUGUUUUCAUGCCAUCUCAGAGAAAUAUGGGCCAUGCAAUUCAGGUAUUAUAAGACUAUAUAAACAUUUCUUUAGCUAGAAUAAGUUUGGCUAAACCUAUUUAGAAGC